AUGGAAGAAAAGAACGACAGUCCGGUGCGCAACAAGCAGGCCAUCAACGUGGCGCUGCUCUCCCAAGAAGAGGCCGACCAGCUGCGGUCCCAAGCCCUCAGUUCUGACCGGGCAACCCUUCCAGCAGGGUACUACUCCAGCAUCCGCAUCGUGGGGACAUUCGUGGGCAUCGCGAUAUCCCUCGUCGCCACCUACUUCGCGUACCAAGCGGGGGCGUCGGUGAUCAUCAGCAUCAACAACGACAUUGGUCCGAGCGAGAACUCAUCCCUCUUCGCCAUCGUGUGGAGCGCGGCGCAGCCCAUCUCUGUCCUGCUGUUCGGGUCCCUGUCCGACCGCUUUGGCCGGCGCAACUGGGCGCUGGCCGCAAUGAUCCUCGGCAUCGUGGGCGGCGCCGUAGCCGCCACCGCGAAGACGAUGAACACGCUGAUCGGCGCUAUGGUCUUGCUGGGUCUGGCAUCUGGCGUGCCGGCGUCGUACCCGCUGCUGACUGGGGAGUUGGCGACCAACAAAGGCAAGUUCCUGGCCACUGUGACCGUCGUCGUGCCGAACAUCAUUGCGACCGGGUUCGGUCCGUACAUUGGACAGCGGCUUGUGGUCUACGCUACGUGGAGGUGGAUAUUCUACAUCUACAUCAUCAUAAUGGUCCCCGCCACCGUUUGCUUUUACCUCUGGUAUCACCCACCGACGUUCGUGCAGCUCCACGGCCACAACUUCAGGCGCUGGGACGCAUUCAAGCGCAUUGACUUCGUGGGUGUAUUUCUAUUGACGGCAGGUUUGACACUGUUCCUCCUGGGCGUCUCCUGGGGCGGCACGACGACGGCGCUGACCUGGGACUCUCCACGCAUCCUCGGGCUCCUGAUCUCGGGAAUCCUAUGCUGCAUCGCCUUCGUCCUCUAUGAGUGCUUCGUCCCCGCAUUUCCCAUUGUUCCGAUGCGCUUUUUCCGAGACGUACGUGGCUUUGCUUGCAUCAAUGUCAUGUCGGCCGUAUUCGGCUGCAUCAACAUUGCCGUCUUCAUCCUCUGGCCUUCGCAAGUGAUCCACAUUUUUGGAAGCACCGGCAGCUGGGAGCAGACAGCAUGGAUGAGCUGCACGGUCAACUUCGGGAUAUGGACGGGCAUUAUCAUCGUGGGACCGCUGUACCAUAUCAUCAAGCACAUCCGAUGGCAGCUUGUUGUCGCCACUGCGUGGAUGUCCAUCUUCCUUGGCGUUCUCACGACGGCCAACAGUGGACAGCGUGCUGCUGCCAUCGCCGUCUCAUUUCUUUCCUGCUUACCCAUCGGCUGGGGUGAGGUUGUCACCAUGCUGCUCGUGCAGUACCUCGUCGACGAUAAAGAUCUGGGCGCCGCUUUCGCGGUGACUUCGGCCAAUCGUACCAUCCUUGGCUGCAUUUUCACAUCCGUCUUCUCUGCCAUUCUCACCAACAAACUCCCACAACAAUUAUCCUCGAAGCUGGUUCCAAACGCCAUCGCGGCAGGACUACCUGAAUCUUCGGUUCCGGGUGUUCUCGCCGCCGUUGCCGCAGGGAAUGACACCGCUCUCAGCCUGGUGCCCGGCAUGAAUGACCCGGCUGUUUUGAAAGCCGUGAAUGAAGGGGCAAGCAAUGCCUGGGCGGGCUCGUAUGCCUAUGUUUACUACUGCGCCUUAGCCCUUGGGCUGUGUUCCGUCAUUGCUGCCUUCUUCACGAGGGAUAUGGAUAAGUAUCUGACGGGGCAUAUUUCGCGACAGAUCUACACGAAGGAUGAGGGAGCUGUAGAUGUGCUGGAGAAGGUGGAAAACUCUUAG
Molecule: messenger RNA, 1782 nt
Organism: Lasiodiplodia theobromae
Lineage: Eukaryota; Fungi; Ascomycota; Dothideomycetes; Botryosphaeriales; Botryosphaeriaceae
Product: Trichothecene efflux pump protein
Exons: 3
Coding region: 1-1782 (593 amino acids)
Biological process (GO): transmembrane transport
Molecular function (GO): transmembrane transporter activity
Source: RefSeq, a predicted model, not a curated record